This is a messenger RNA of Boleophthalmus pectinirostris (great blue-spotted mudskipper), 1353 nucleotides long. It is a transcript of the gene panx3, whose product is annotated as pannexin 3. Gene Ontology annotation, biological process: positive regulation of interleukin-1 production; monoatomic cation transport. NCBI's taxonomy places the organism in Eukaryota, Metazoa, Chordata, Actinopteri, Gobiiformes, Gobiidae. The record is from RefSeq and is a predicted model, not a curated record. Gene Ontology annotation, molecular function: channel activity.
AUGUCUAUUGCCAAGGCAGCGGCUCACGCCAUGCUGACGGACGCCCUCCUCCCAGAGCAUCCUGGGAUAAACCGUGUGUCCCACCUGGAGCUGGAGCUGCCUCUGGAUAAGGUCAUCAAGUACGUGUCUGUGGGACUGCCGCUCAUGCUCGUGUGCAUGGCCUUCGCACGAGAGAUCUCCCUCGGCCCUCAGAUCAGCUGCUUCCCGCCCAGUAACUUCACCAUCAAACAGGCGGCGUACGUGGACACCUACUGCUGGGACUCCCUCAUGCAUCACGAGUUUGACAGCGACGGGAACUUUGAGGAGCGCUCGCUGUGGGUGCACAAAAUGUUCCCUUACUCCCUUCUGGCCAUGGCCGUGCUCAUGUACCUGCCGGCUCUGAUCUGGAGGCAGCUGGUGAUGCCCUCUCUCGGGUCAGACCUGCUCUUCAUCAUGGACGAACUGGACAAAUCCUACAACCGCUCCAUCCGCCUGGCGCAGAACAUCCUGGAGCUGCGCCAGAACACCAAGAACCCACUCACUUUCCAGGCUGAGCUUGACAGGGCCAAGAAGAAGCGCUACUUUGAAUACCCGUUGCUGGAGCGCUACAUGCGAUGCAAACAGCAGUCCUACUUCCUGGUCAGCAUGCUGUUUCUGCGCGGAUUCCUCCUGCUAACCUUUAUGACGGCCGCCUGUUUGUACCUCGCGUACUUCCACCUCUCCGCCUUCUUGCAAGACGAAUUCAGCUGUUUCGUGCGUACCGGGAUGCUUCGAGAUCAAAACUGGAUUCCCGAGCUCGUGCAGUGCAAAAUGAUCGGACAGUUGGUCUUUCAGGUGAUCAGCGUGGCGAACGGCGCUGUCUACGUCCUGCUCGGGCCGAUCGUCGUCUUUAGCUUGGUUCGCUUAUUCGUUUGGGACACUACGUUUCUGUCAGUCUACCAAGUCCUCCCCGCUUUGGAUAUCAUGAAUCAACGCAAACUGGGGUGCGCUUUGAAUGAUCUGAACGUGCUGAUGUUGUUUUUGCGCGCCAACGUUGCUCACCUGAAGUCGUACGGGCAAGUGAGGGCCCUGUGCUCGCUGGCGCCGCCACAGGUCGGGAAUGCAACAGCGGGUCAAGGGAUAAACGCGAUGCUGACCCAAGAGGAGUUGGAGGAGAGGGAGGAGGCGGCGAUGGAGUUGGCGCAGGAGGUGCAGGAGGCUAAAGAGGAGGGGAAACUGGACCUGGUGGAUAUCAUGACGAUCCUGGGAGCGGCGCAGGGCAGAGUGGUGAACUGCAGUGAACAGCGCCCCCUGGUGGAGCAGAAUAUGAGCCUGGAGUCUAAGCACCAGGGCUACCACGAGCUGAAGGAGACUUCACCGUACAGUCAUUACUAG